Messenger RNA from Ostrea edulis (European flat oyster), 1292 nucleotides. RefSeq lists its product as uncharacterized. The transcript has 3 exons. The record is from RefSeq and is a predicted model, not a curated record. Bases 483 to 1052 code for a protein of 189 amino acids. Lineage: Eukaryota; Metazoa; Mollusca; Bivalvia; Ostreida; Ostreidae.
GGAGGGGGGGGGGAGGGUUCGCACUGCAGAGAUGUGUGUACAUGUAUACGUGGAUGCGUCUAUGAAAGGAUAAAUACUUUAAAUGAUCCCUUUUCUCCAAUAAGCCAAAGUUUUCCGAAUAUAGCAUUUCCCCUUUAACAGCGGCAUGCCAAACAAAGGGGGGCCUACGUAUUGGAGUCAUUUUUGGGUAGCUGUUUAUUAAGAUGAAAUCGAUCAAUUAUUGGAUGAUGCCCAGUGCCAUACAUAAGAAUUAUUUAUCUCUUCAAGUGCCAGUUCAUUCGAGACAGCGCUUUCCACACGAUCGGGGUUUUAAACGCUUCCCUUUGUGUCGGAGACACGCACUGUUUUUAUGGCCUAAACCUAACGUAUCUCUGACAUCCUUUCAUCGGAAGGUAACGCGGGUUUUUUUUUUUUUUAAUUUGCAUUGAUACUAAUUGGAUAUUUUACUCGAUUACAAGAAUAUCUCAAGGAAUUUAUAGAGGAUGAAACACCUACCCGUUGUGUAUGUACUUCUUUUUGGAUAUGUUCUGGACUGUGGUCUUUCCAAGAAUAUCGCGGACAGUGAUGAAAUGCGGGAGAGACGAGCUGCGCCUGCGCAAACAAAAACAGUAAUUCAGACACUUCCGCCUAAAGUAGACGACAGCUGGAAACGAAUACAUUUAACUCCUCUUGAGAUCGCCACUAUUGUUGCUUUGUGUCUGUUGGUUGUUGGCGCGUUCUUAUUUUGUAUUUAUAAGUAUUGUGCUUAUUGUUGGCGCAAUAACAAAUCUCCAAGGAACACUAUGCGAGUACGGGAAGCUGACGAGAGGAUAACAAGUCCGCGGUCUUUGGAAGAAGUGAAACGAGAUCACAGAGGAUGGGGGGAUCGGAGAGGAAGUUCCACGUCAUCGACUGGAUGGGAAGAUAGACGUGGGAGUCUACUUCCGGUGGGACGCUGGGACGAGAGGCGCGGAAGCUCUCCGUCAGUGAUCGGAAGUAAAGAUGGAAGCCGAUCUGGAAGUACCGUGGGAUUGUUUGAAACGGCAGGAAAUAACAGAUGGGCGUUUGCUUAAUUGUCAAUAACUUUCCUUUUUAUCAAAAUUUAGUUGUUUCAAGAUUUUUUUUCACAAUAUAUGGAAAUGUUUUUACGAAACUACUCAACAGAUCUUCAAACGUGUAAAGCUAUCCCAGGAGACAGUAUUAUUCCACGUCUUUUGAGCGUUUCUGCAUACCUCUAUUUAUUUUACACACAAACGUUUUCGACAUUGUUAACUUUUUGUUAUUUCUGUGCACAAUAAAGAGGAUUUCAAAUA